CCUAAACUAGAGCCUCCGCCCUGUUUAGAGGGGCAGCAGAGUCUCACAGGCAGCUCUGCUAGGCUACCGACCCGGAGCAUCAAGGCUGCAAAGGCUGGAUUGAGAAGCCACAACAGUGCCCGAAGACUCUGCAUCAUGAAUACUCUAUCUGAAGCAAAUGGCACUUUUGCCAUCCAUCUUUUGAAGAUGCUAUGUCAAAACAACCCUUCGGAAAAUAUAUGUUAUUCUCCUGUGAGCAUCUCUUCUGCUUUAGCUAUGGUCCUCUUGGGUGCGAAGGGACAGUCUGCAGUCCAGAUAACUCAGGCUCUUGGUUUAAACAAAGAGGAAGACAUCCAUCAGGGCAUCCAGUGGCUUCUCCGUAACCUGAACAAGUCAGACAGAAAGUACUCCCUUAGAGUGGCCAAUAGGCUCUUUGCAGACAAAACUUGUGAAGUCCUCCCAACCUUUAAGGAGUCCUGUCUUCAGUUCUAUCACUCGGAGAUGGAGCAGCUCUCCUUUGCCAAAGAUGCACAAGAGUCUAGGAGACACAUAAACACGUGGGUCUCCAAACAGACUGAAGGCAAAAUUCCAGAGUUGUUGUUAAGUGGUGCAGUUGAUUCAGAGACCAGACUGGUUCUCGUCAAUGCCUUAUAUUUCAAAGGAAAGUGGCAUCAACCAUUUAACAAAGAAUACACAAUGGACAUGCCGUUUAAAAUAAACAAGGAUGAGAAAAGGCCAGUGCAGAUGAUGUGUCGUGAAGACACAUUUGACCUCGCCUAUGUGAAGGAGGUGCAGGCGCAAGUGCUGGUGUUGCCAUAUGAAGGAAUGGAGCUGAGUUUGGUGGUCUUGCUCCCAGAUGAUGGUGUGGACAUCAGCAAGGUGGAAAACAAUCUCACUUUUGAGAAGCUAACAGCCUGGACCAAAGCAGACUUUAUGGAGAGCACUGAUGUUGAGGUUUUCCUUCCAAAAUUUAAACUCCAAGAAGAUUAUGACAUGGAGUCUGUGUUUCAGCGCUUGGGAAUUGUGGAUGUCUUCCAAGAGGACAAGGCUGACUUAUCAGCAAUGUCUCCAGAGAGAAACCUGUGUGUGUCCAAGUUUGUUCACAAGAGUGUGGUGGAAGUCAAUGAGGAAGGCACAGAGGCUGCAGCAGCCUCCGCCGUCAUAGAGUUUUGCUGUGCCUCUUCUGUCCCAACAUUCUGUGCUGACCACCCCUUCCUUUUCUUCAUCAGGCACAACCAAACCAACAGCAUCCUGUUCUGUGGCAGGUUCUCGUCUCCAUAAAGGCACAUUUACUAUGUCUGGAAAAUUCAUACUUCAGUAUCUCUACCAUUCCUACAGCUCUGUCAGGAUGGGCAAGAAGGGAGAAACCAUGUUCUAAGAUGAGGGCACUUUCUUCCUGUCAGCCUGAUAUUAUGAUGCCAGCAUUCAGCUCUCCCUGUCCUGAAUCUGUGCCCUUUGCCAAAUUAUGUCUAAUGAUGCCAUAUACUCUCUGCUAUGCCACUGAUACCCAUAACUUAUAGCCAAUAAUUUAUAGCAAGUCAGAACUGAUUUCACUGUGAGGGAAUGCUAUAACAGAGCUGGAGAAAAGGCACAGAUGCUAGGAAAGGUUGCUGCUCUUGCAGAGGACACAGGGACAUUUCCCACCACAGACAUAGCUGCUUACAACCUCUGGAAAUUCCAGUUUCCAUCUGUGACUUGAUGCCUUUCUUUGGCUUCUACUGGCUCAAGCAUCCUGCAUAUGCAGAUAUCCUCACUCAGAGUUACGCACAAACAUGUAAAAUUUUAAAAACAAAUAAAAGUUUAAUGAGAGUCUUAAAUUUCAGUAAUGGUUGGAUGAUAGCUGCCACUGUGGCUUUUCCAGUUUUAGUGCCAUUAUUCUCAGCCAUUAUUCUCAUGCACAGAGCCAACAAUUUAUAGGUAAAUAUCAAUGACAUGCCAUGAUCUUAUCUUCAUCCGCUUUCAAACACAUUGUGUAACCAUCGAGCAGUGACUCUCUGUUCUUCCUCCCUUUGGACACAUAACCACCAAUCUUCUUUCUGUCUCUGUAGCUUUAUCUAUUUUGGACAUUUUAUAUAGAGUUCCAUUUUACUUUCUUGAUAAUGUUCUUUGAUGCACACAGAUUGCUUUCUUUUUCAAUGACAUUCUCCUUAUUUAAUACUGUUCUGAUCAUUAGGUAUCAAUAUCACAGGUAAGAGUAAGAAUCUCAUUCCUAAAGUCAAGUACAGAAAUAACUGCCCCUAUGUUUUCCUCCAAGGCUUUCAAAUAGAUCUAGGUCACUGUUCCAGUUUGGAUUCAAUUCCAUAUAUGGUAUGGUGUAGGA
Messenger RNA from Arvicanthis niloticus (Nile rat), 2299 nucleotides. NCBI's taxonomy places the organism in Eukaryota, Metazoa, Chordata, Mammalia, Rodentia, Muridae. The record is from RefSeq and is a predicted model, not a curated record.